AUGGCCACAUUGCAGAACUCCAAACAGCACCUUAAGAAGUACCUUGAACCCCUCCAGGUUGAGAUCGAAACCUUGUACGAUUUGUCAUGUCGCCUGUCAGCCUCAUAUAAAAAGUUGGCGGCGGAAUCGUCAGAGCACUUUAUUCCAUCGGCUAUUACCUCCCUUCCAACGGGUUAUGAAAAGGGACGCUACCUCGCUGUCUAUGUCGGUCUGUCCUACCUCCGUGUAGCCUUUAUCGACCUACUUGGCGACCAGCAUGUCAAGGGACAGGCACGCGUACGCCGCACACUAGAAAAGGCAUGGCCUAUUGAAGAGCGUCUCCGCAAGGACCAGUCUAUUGACCUCUUCACCUGGAUUGGAGAUUGUAUCGCCGAAGUCGUGGCGGAUAGACUGGCCAAUCCGAAUGAGGAGCGGAUUGACCAAAUAACGACAGCACUAAUAAAGUGUAGACAAGAUGCCCUUGACGAAGCAAUCCUAAUGCCAACAGGAAAAGGCUUCUCCCUUAGCUCAGACCUCAAUCUCCGCCAGUCAUUGUUGAAUGGAUAUGCACGCCACACAUAUUCCUCCCAUGGGGAUGAAAAUGAUGCCGACAUGCCUUCUAAACGCCGCAGACUGUUCUCAUUGCCGAAGUUGAAAAUCGCAGUCAUGAUCAAUGAUACAACAGCGACCCUUGCUUCCCUGGCGUACUCCAUCCCUUCCCUCCCCAACACCCGCGUGGUCAUGGGUCUGAUCGUGGGCGCCGGAUGCAAUACCACAGUGCCUAUGAAACUUGCCGAGUUGCAUGCGUCCAAGACCAAAAGCAUUCUCGAGAAACAUCCCGGUGCGCGCGAGACUCUCAUCUCCACCGAAUGGACUGUUUCCACUGCGGCGGCGUCUUUCGAUGAGCUCGGCAUUCGCACGAAAUGGGAUCAUCAGCUCGAUGAUAAUUCCAAACGACCGGGGUUCCAGCCGAUGGAAUAUAUGGUCGGUGGUGGUUAUACGGGAGAGCUUGUUCGCAUCAUCUGUUACGAUUGGUUCCAUGGGGUCUUAGGGGUGCAGCGCUCCGAGUUACCGCUCAAGUUGGUCGAGGAAUAUUCCAUGACGACGGAGUACCUGUCGCUUGUCGUCGCGUCUUCUAUGUCUGAUGAGCGAUUGGCCGGUGAAUUGUCUAAGAGUCUUCCACCCCCUCCCGAGAGUAAUUGGAAAUGGUCGUCUGAGUCGGCCCGUGAUCUUCGCGCCAUUGCUUCCGCAGUGCAAGAUCGAGCGGCUUCCCUGGUAGCGUCUGCCGUCGUUGGUCUUUUAGCCUGCACCGACGAAGUCCAAUUGUGCAACAAAGCGCACACGGGACCAAGUGAGGUAGACAAGAGUGACGCUCAAGUCACAAACAAUACGGACUCUGAUGUAGUCUCAUCGUCGACGCCUGGUUGGAAUAGUGGGCCCGAGGAGCUGGCUGUGGCGUUUUCUGGUGGAGUCAUUCAACACUACCCUCACUAUAAAGAGAAUGUACAGAGAUAUAUCGAUCGACUCUUGCUGCGAGCUGGUCCUCAGGCAGGGGGGAAGAGUGUCUUCUUGCGGGAGGCCAGUGACGGCGGGAUCAUUGGCACUGGUGUUCUGGCAGGGACUGUCUCUGGGGAAAUCGGGAAGAUCAAGGUUACCAAACGUGCGUCAUGGCGAGAAUGA
This is a messenger RNA of Penicillium bovifimosum, 1659 nucleotides long. RefSeq names its product hexokinase family protein. Lineage: Eukaryota; Fungi; Ascomycota; Eurotiomycetes; Eurotiales; Aspergillaceae. Gene Ontology annotation, biological process: glucose 6-phosphate metabolic process; glycolytic process; intracellular glucose homeostasis. The record is from RefSeq and is a predicted model, not a curated record. The transcript is spliced from 2 exons. Bases 1 to 1659 code for a protein of 552 amino acids. Gene Ontology annotation, cellular component: cytosol; mitochondrion. Gene Ontology annotation, molecular function: ATP binding; mannokinase activity; glucokinase activity.